UUUGAAUUCUUUUGGCAACACAAUUGUUAUAGUGCCCUUCAAAACAAAACCUUGGAAUUUGCUAGAAUUUAACAUUUGAGAAAUAAAACUUGAUAUAAAAAUGGCCUUUCGUGGCUUUGUUCAAAAAUACAUAGCUACUCCAGGAGUGAAGAAAUGGUUUUUUAAUAAAGCUGGUUACCAGAAAUAUGGCUUAUUUCGUGAUGAUUGUAUCUAUGAAACGCCAGUGGUGAAAGAAGCAAUACGUCGACUACCUCAGGAUGUUAUAGAUGCAAGAGUCUAUCGCAUUCAGCGGGCAUUUCAAUUGACCAUUCAGCAUGACAUUUUACCGAAAGACCAGUGGACGAAGUUUGAAGAGGAUCAGAACAACCAUUAUCUUCAACCUUAUAUCGAUGAAGUUCAACGUGAGUUAGAUGAACGCAGGAAAUGGGUUAAAGCACACUGAACUUAAGAUAAUAAUAUUUUCAAAAUAUAUCUUAUAGAUAUUCUGUCAUUGUUUCUUUAUAAAAUUGGUUGUCAAAUUCUUAGGUAUUUCUAAAUAUGAAUAAAAUAUUAUAGCGAA
This is a messenger RNA of Parasteatoda tepidariorum (common house spider), 559 nucleotides long. Its product is annotated as cytochrome b-c1 complex subunit 7. Lineage: Eukaryota; Metazoa; Arthropoda; Arachnida; Araneae; Theridiidae. The record is from RefSeq and is a predicted model, not a curated record. Gene Ontology annotation, biological process: mitochondrial electron transport, ubiquinol to cytochrome c. Gene Ontology annotation, cellular component: respiratory chain complex III.